Molecule: messenger RNA, 1043 nt
Organism: Bicyclus anynana (squinting bush brown)
Lineage: Eukaryota; Metazoa; Arthropoda; Insecta; Lepidoptera; Nymphalidae
Product: SUN domain-containing protein 1-like
Exons: 4
Coding region: 35-964 (309 amino acids)
Biological process (GO): nuclear envelope organization
Cellular component (GO): nuclear envelope
Molecular function (GO): protein-membrane adaptor activity
Source: RefSeq, a predicted model, not a curated record
GAAGGAAUAGUAUAAAGUAACGAAAGUUCUAUAGAUGGAUUAUCCGCACGAACACGAGAGUUGUUUCCGUCACGUGUUCCGCAGCUUUGUGUGCGUGGUUUUGUCUCUGUUGUUGGGAAUGCAAGUGUACACCUAUUUCAUAGACCCACAGGAGGCGAUGGAGGGGGACUUUACGGAUGUCAAGUAUAUGGUCUUGCAGCUUACUCGAGGAUUGUCUGAGGUGAAUCGCAAGCAUGAGAACCUACAGGGUCAAAUGGAGCGUAUAUCGCAAGCGAUGCCCGCGCUGGCGGCAGCGGCAGGCCGGGCUAAAGAUGCGUUGGAACCUUCUCGACGUGGCGUUCGACAAUUCCUCGACAUGCAAGAUUAUGACCGACAGAUGAUCGACUACGCGCUAGAGACGGCAGGCGGCCGAGUCGUGGACACAGGCGGGACGUUAGAGCACAUAGUGUUCGAGUCGCCAGUGAGCUGGAUGCUGCACAUGCUCAGCUCGACGCUGUGCCGGGAGUGCCCCGAGGUCAACAGCAUCCUCCGCCCCGGGAACUUGCCGGGGGAGUGCUGGGCCUUCCGGGGCGCGCGGGGAGAGGCCACCAUCAGGCUGCUGGGAACUGUGCAUGUGAAUGGAGUCAGCCUUGAACAUAUUCCGCCGCAUAUUUCAGCUACUAGAGAAAUAUCAUCCGCUCCUCGGUUGUUUCAACUAGAAGGGUUAGAGUUUCGCGGAGACCCCUACCCGCACGACUUCGGCACUUUCGAAUACGACAAGGAAGGGAAACCUAUCCAGUACUUCGAAGUAUUGCAUCCGUCGCCGAAGGGGUUUAAUCUGGUCCGAGUGAAAAUAUACUCAAAUUGGGGUCACAUUGUGUACACGUGCGUCUACCGAGUGAGGAUCCACGGAGAGUUGGUGUCAGACCAGGUAAGGCCUACAGUGCCACCUAAAGACGAUGAUAUGCGAAUUGAAAAUGAAUAAGAAUCAUAUACUUACCUAAAUAAGGACAAUUUUUAAUCUGUGAAAGCAACAUCGACGCCCCUGAAUAAGAAUGCUGUAA